GACAGUUCCAACGACCUGUGUACACAAAUUACUGGUGGCACAGAUAAAGAAACACAAUUCCUGUAAAUAAUUGCUUGAGAUGUGCAAAGCAAUGACUUAAUCGCGACUAAAAAGCGAGCGAUGUGAUUAACCAACGAAUUGGACUACGAAAACGCCCGCAAGAUGGCCGACACUUACUGCCUGACGAACUUUAUUGAUUUUUCGCUGUCGCUGUCGCUGCCGCUGAAACACCACAAUCGCAUCAAGUACACCUGCUUCGACAUCUCCGACAGCUAUAUCAUAUUCGGGGCCUCAUCCGGAUCGCUGUAUCUGUUCAAUCGGAACGGCAAGUUUCUGCUCUUGAUACCGAACAAACAUGGAGCAAUCACUAGCCUCAGCAUUUCGGCAAACAGCAAAUAUGUGGCUUUUGCGACCCAACGUUCGCUUAUCUGUGUGUACGCCGUGAAUUUGUCCGCCCAGGCCACGCCGCAGGUGAUCUUCACGCACCUGGACCAGUCCGUGCAGGUGACCUGCAUCCACUGGACGCAGGAUGAGAAGCAGUUCUACUAUGGCGACUCCCGCGGACAGGUCAGCCUCGUGCUGCUCUCCUCGUUCAUCGGACACAGUCUGCUGUUCAACAUGACAGUGCAUCCGCUGCUCUACCUAGACUCUCCCAUCGUACAAAUCGACGAUUUUGAGUCCCUACUGCUGGUGUCCAACUGCUCCAAGUGCAUUCUGUGCAACACAGAGUACGAGGAGUACAAACAAAUUGGUAACCGUCCGCGGGAUGGAGCCUUUGGCGCCUGCUUCUUUGUUUCUCCGCAGGAGUCUUUGCAGCCAUCUCGGAUCUACUGCGCCCGACCAGGCAGUCGUGUGUGGGAGGUGGACUUUGAGGGCGAGGUGAUACAGACGCACCAGUUCAAGAGCGCCCUAGCCACCGCACCUGCCAGGAUUCAGCGACCUGGUAGCGGCACAGACGAACUGGACGCCAAUGCCGAGCUGCUGGACUAUCAGCCGCAGAAUCUACAGUUCGCUAAGGUCCAAAAGUUGAACGAGGACUUCCUGCUGGCCUAUACAGAGCUGGGACUAUAUGUGUUUGAUAUUCGACGAUCGGCGGUGGUGCUGUGGUCCAAUCAGUUCGAGAGGAUCGCCGACUGCCGCUCCUCGGGUUCGGAGAUCUUUGUGUUUACGCAGUCUGGCGCGCUUUAUAGUGUCCAGCUGCAGACGCUGCAGUCGCACGCAGUUUCUCUGAUACAACAAUCCAAAUUGCUGCCUUGCGCCAAUCUACUUCGCCAGCAUGUCCGAUAUUUUGCGGACAAGGCUCGUGAGGAUUACGAGCUAAAGCAGUUAAAUCCACUGAAACAGCACCUCAUCGAGAGGCAGGAGUACGAGCUGCUGAACGAUAUAUCCGUGAUAUUUGAUGCCAUAACUCAGUGCACAGGCAGUGCUUUGGAUACGCACAGUUCGGGAGGCAGUUCGGCCACCACUGAACGGAGUUUGAGCGGAGGAAGUUCAUCGAGAGCUCCGCCAAAGGGAGUGUACGUGCUGGAAAACGCAUUUUGUGACAACUUGAAGCAGCCUCUCAAAACGGGCCACUUCAAGGAUGCCCUGCUGACGGUAACUGGUAAAUUCGGCAAGAACAUCAUAAAGUACAAGUUCAAUAUUUUCGCCGAGGAACAGCAGCAGUUGGUCAGAGAACUAAUUCCAGCCAGCGAGCGUUCUCUACCCUUCAAGGACAUCAAAGCACGCUACGAGUCGGGAAGCGAGGACCAGGAGGAGGAAAUUGUAAAGCGCUGUAAAAAGCCGGUACCCCAGGCCCCACACAUCAGUCCCGAGGAGAAGACCCUUUACAACCUCUACCUGAUCGCCAAGAGCGCCAAGUUUAGCCGGACGCAGUGCGUCGAUCGCUAUCGAGGUGUCUUCGACGAGUAUGCUGCUGGAGAGCUGGUGAAUCUGCUCGAGAAACUAGCCCAGGUGAUGGUGGAGCAUGGUGAUACGCCUGACCAAGCGCAACGCCACUGCUACGAGAUGUAUUUCGAUUACCUGGAUCCGGAGAUGAUCUGGGAGGUGGACGAUGCUACGCGGGAUCACAUAGCUGCCGGCUUUGUGCUGCUCAAUGCCCCGGAAAAUGCAGAGAUUGUGAAGUGUGAGCAUUGCUCGUUCCCACUUCGCUUUGAUACCUCCUGCCAGUAUCAUGAGCUUGGAGCAGUGCUCCUACGUUAUUUCUGGUCCCGUGGAGAGCAACUUAAGUGCUUCGAUGUGGUUCAAUCCGUGCCGGCACUAUUAGACGUGUUAGCCAAAUUCUACUUGGCCGAACAGAACCUCACCAAGGUGGUGGCCAUCGUCCUCAACUACGGGCUGCCGGAACUACUGGCGGACGUGGGCAAGCAACUGAGCGUUGGCGCAUGGGGUCGCUGCUUUGAACAGUUCGUGGAACUGCAACGCGGCGGGCGACUGGUGUGCGCCAAUUGCGAGUGCAUCUCUGGCGUGGAACAGGAGCAGUUGGGUCGGCAUUUCUUCUACAACUGGAAUUGUUUCCUCAACAUCGCAUUGGACCACAUGUCCGCCGGGGAUACGUUGGCGCUGAUCUUCAAGUGGAGCUCAUACAUUCCAAACGACGCUAUCGACCGGGAGUUCUACUCCCGCUGCCUGCUCAAGGGCUAAACGAUCUGGAUAAUAUUAUAUAUACAUACAUACGAUUAUAGCCAUAUUUAUUGUUCCACUAACUAAUCUCAAGCUAAGGCCAAUACCAAAAGCAUUUAUUCUAUAUAAACAUGUACACCCACAAUAUGUAUAUUCUAAAGACGGAAGUGCAUGAAUAUAUUCCAGAGUUUGAAA
This is a messenger RNA of Drosophila teissieri, 2817 nucleotides long. RefSeq names its product Hermansky-Pudlak syndrome 5 protein homolog (gene pink). Gene Ontology annotation, biological process: developmental pigmentation. Gene Ontology annotation, molecular function: protein binding. The record is from RefSeq and is a predicted model, not a curated record. Bases 163 to 2643 code for a protein of 826 amino acids. Gene Ontology annotation, cellular component: cytoplasm. NCBI's taxonomy places the organism in Eukaryota, Metazoa, Arthropoda, Insecta, Diptera, Drosophilidae. The transcript has 3 exons.